This is a messenger RNA of Lactuca sativa (garden lettuce), 1749 nucleotides long. The record is from RefSeq and is a predicted model, not a curated record. NCBI's taxonomy places the organism in Eukaryota, Viridiplantae, Streptophyta, Magnoliopsida, Asterales, Asteraceae.
AUGGCGUUUGGAAGAAAUGCCAAUACUCCAGCAGACAGUGAAACACAAGGCAACACCCACAUCAGUGAAACACAAGCAGAUUACAAUAUUAAUGUUGAUGAUGAAGUACAGCAAACACAACAAAGAUCAACAAUCCCUGAAGGAAAGGAUGCAAGCAGACCACUUUUAGAAGAAGUUACAUUCUGUGGUGCAGGAAACAGUAAAAAUGCUAGAGGUUCUAAACAGUGGGUUUGUAACCAUUGUAAAGGCAAGUUUACCAGCUCGUACACCCGAAUCCAUGUCCAUUUUUUUGGACCUGCUGUAGGGAAAACCGCCGAUAUUAGAAGAUGUCCUAUCAUGGUUAAAGAUCAACGGAAAAGAGAAAGUCUUAGGAAGAAGGUUACAGAAGCAGAAAACAGUGGAGUUGCAAAGUGUUUGAAGAAUUCCGUUCUCUCUAAAAAUGCAUCUUCAAGGAAACGCAUUGAAGAAUCAUUUGGAAUAUUAGAGAGGAACGUGGUGGACUUGAAGAUAGUUCGAGGAUUAUGUGCCAAUGGAAUCCCUUUCAAUAUUUUACGUAACCCGCAAUUCCUUGAAAUGAUUAGCGCCAUCAAGAAUGCACCGGAUGGAUACAAACCCCCAUCGUGUGAAAAAGCGAGAACUGUAUUACUUGAUGAAUGUGUUAGGGACGUUGAGAAGGAGCUUACACCGAUUAAGGACACGUGGAUCACACAAAGAGUCUCAAUAGUCUCAGAUGGGUGGUCUAAUGUGAAACAUAAUCCACUCAUCAAUGUCCUUACGGUUAAUUCCCGUGGUGCAACAUUCAUGUACGCGGAAGACUUUUCGGGGGUUGAAAAAUCGGGGGUAGAAAUUUCAAAGUUUCUAGUUGGAGCCAUCGAUAAUAUUGGACCAAGUAAUGUAUUACAAGUUGUAACCGAUAACGCGGCUAAUUGCAAGGCUGCCGGGCGGGAGAUCGAAAGGAUACACAAACAUAUUUUUUGGUCCCCAUGUUGCGUGCACACCUUAAAUCUCAUUUUUAAGGACUUGGCGAAGGAAUUUUAUUGGCUAGAGGAGACCUAUAAGAGAGGCAAAGGUAUUGUCAAGUAUUUUAUUAACCACACACAUGCUUUAUCAUUUUUUAGGGAAAACUCAACUCUAGAGUUAUUGAAGGUUGCAAAGACUCGUUUUGCCUCACACUACAUAGUUUUGCAUAGAUUAAUAGAGUGUAGGGAGGCUCUUUCUACAACCAUUGUUCUUAAUUCUUGGCGGGAAUGGGUCAAGAAUGGGGACGAAGCCACUCGAAUAGUUGGGUCAAAAAUCGUCGAUACAGUCAAAGAUGAUCAGUUUUGGGACGAUGUUGAAAAUAUAUUGGCCAUCACAAAACCAAUAUUUUUGUUACUAAAAUUUUGUGAUGGUGAAGGUCCCAAAAUGGGAGAGAUUUAUGAAAGGAUGGACAGCAUGCUAGGUGAAAUCAAGGAUGUCAUGAGGGAAAAUAAAUAUGCAAGUUAUUACCCUCAAGUUGAAAAAAUUGUUUUGGAUAGGUGGGAGAAGAUGACAAUCCCCCUUCAUUGUUUGGGAUUUGCCUUAAAUCCAAAAUUCUAUGAUAAGCACUACCUAGAAAAAUUGGCACCCGAUGGCAUGGCACGAAAAGCUCCCAACCAAGACAAAGAAAUUGUACUUGGUGUUAUGGAGGCGUUUGAUAGAAUCGCGGAGAAAAGGAAUUUACUCUAUGACCUCAACUCAAAUCGAUGCCGUAACCAUGGACGGAAUUGA